Wyeomyia smithii (pitcher-plant mosquito) is the source of this 641-nucleotide messenger RNA. It is a transcript of the gene snRNP-U1-C, whose product is annotated as U1 small nuclear ribonucleoprotein C. Gene Ontology annotation, biological process: mRNA splicing, via spliceosome; mRNA 5'-splice site recognition; spliceosomal snRNP assembly. Gene Ontology annotation, molecular function: zinc ion binding; pre-mRNA 5'-splice site binding. NCBI's taxonomy places the organism in Eukaryota, Metazoa, Arthropoda, Insecta, Diptera, Culicidae. The transcript has 2 exons. The coding region runs from base 98 to 559 and encodes 153 amino acids. The record is from RefSeq and is a predicted model, not a curated record. Gene Ontology annotation, cellular component: nucleus; U1 snRNP.
UUUUUCUAAGAUCGACCAAUUUCUGCAACACAACCUAGAUUAAAUAUUUGGUGUUGGUGAGGCUUCAAUUUUUCUAGUAAUCAAUUUUUGUUUCAACAUGCCGAAAUACUAUUGUGAUUACUGCGAUACAUAUUUAACGCAUGAUUCGCCGAGUGUUAGAAAAACUCAUUGUACAGGAAGAAAGCAUAAAGACAACGUAAAAUUUUAUUAUCAGAAAUGGAUGGAAGAACAAGCACAACAUCUUAUUGAUGCCACUACGGCGGCCUUUAAGGCAGGUAAAAUAGCACAGAAUCCAUUCACCGCAGGACCACCAAAACCAAACGUUGCAAUUCCGCCUCCUGCGUUGGGAAUGCCUGCACGACCAGGAAUGAUCCCUACAAUACCAACGGGAGCGCCACCACUAAUAAUGGGACCAAAUGGAGCCCCACUGGGACCAGCUAUGGGGCCCAUGGGGAUGCGACCGCCAAUGAUGAUGCCGAUGGGUAUGCCUCCUAUGGGAUUAGGGAUGCGUCCCCCUAUGAUGAAUGCACCUCCACCCCAGAUGAAUCAAAAGACGUAAUUUUCGCAAGGGCGAGUUUCAAAUGUAGUAUAUACUUUUUAUUCUUAACUCAAAAUAUAUGUCUUUUUAUUCCAAAAUAAUG